AAGCAGAAGAAAAUGUCGAAGAAACUUCAAAAAUCUCUCCAGGAUUACCUCUCCAAAAUCAAAAGUACCUCACCAAAUAUUCAAUUCCCUUCAAAAUCAGUCUCUUCUUCCAAAAAAUGGAUCCUCAAAGGGUGCAGACAUCCCAGAACCUUAUCUUUUGCAGUCACUCCCACUAGAAAUCACGUUCAUCAAGGAACCAAUGACGAUAAUAAUGAUGAUGCAGCCACGCUUGCGGAUGUUGAUCGUUUUCUCUUUGAGAAUUUCAGGUCGCUGUAUAUCGAAGAGGAUGACGAGGUUAACGAAAAGAGAUGUUUACAGGUUAGAUCAGAAGAAGACCAUGAAGGUGAUCAUCAUCUUGUAAGAAGCUCUGGUGGGUUUUUGCUUCAGUCUCCGAGGUUUAUGGAUCGUCCCUCGUACCUUUUCGGUCCCAACAGGUUCUUCGUAUCGACAGGGUCAUCGAAUUCGCUUGUUGGCAAGGCUGGGAGCAACGCCGGGACCAACACCACCAUGUCGAUUUCGGAGAACAUGGGCUCAACUUCUACCUCGUCGGCUUCAACCAACAACGCUACUGCUUCCGACGAUUGUAACAGCAACGUCGGUGUUGAGGGUGAUGGUGUCACAGGCCGGAACGAAUGCAUUGCGGUGUUAACGUAUUCUCCGAGUCCGUACGAUGAUUUCCGACGUUCCAUGCAAGAAAUUGUGGAAGCGAGACUGAAACAUCAUUCGGAAAUCGAUUGGGAUUUCAUGGAAGAGCUCGUGUUUUGUUACUUGAACUUGAAUGACAACAAGUCUCACAAGUUCAUCUUAAGUGCUUUUGUUGACCUGGUCGUGGAUUUGCGUCAAAAAGACAUGAAGAUUCCGGUCAACACUCGGCAUUUUAAGGCUAAUAAUGUACAAGAUCACAGUAAAUCAAGGAGAACUAGGCGCCAUGUAAGUUCAUUAAAUCUAGUUGCUGCUCUUCAUCUCCGUCAUGUGUCGGUCAUCCCUCGGCACCAUGCCACCUUGAUAUCAUUCGCUAAAGAUCCUGAAGCCUUCUUUUCUUCCGCUCCGCCUUCACCAUCGUCUGCCGCUGUUUUCUUCAUCCACCUGUACAUCUCCCAGAUUCAUUUGCGUUUCUCCCAGAGUUCUUGUAUUGUUUCUUGA
Messenger RNA from Hibiscus syriacus, 1143 nucleotides. RefSeq names its product transcription repressor OFP14-like. Lineage: Eukaryota; Viridiplantae; Streptophyta; Magnoliopsida; Malvales; Malvaceae. The transcript is spliced from 4 exons. The record is from RefSeq and is a predicted model, not a curated record. Gene Ontology annotation, biological process: negative regulation of DNA-templated transcription. The coding region runs from base 13 to 1143 and encodes 376 amino acids.